AUGCCUUCUCUUCCUCCCAAAUCUGUUAGACCUCAACCGAUACAACGAAGAUCGACCCUGAAGCGAUCCCUUGAUGAGGCCGGUAUCAUGGAUGCCCCCUCAAGCCCCUCGAAACGAUCCAGAGUGACAUUUGACUCCGACGUCGAAAUUGUCUCGGCUGAUGACGACGAAGACCUCGAUCCUCUAGUUGUCAAGGAACAGGUGCGCAGAGCUAUUGAGCGACAUCGCAACAAGGACGACGAAGCGUACGAACGGAUCAAGGGUUACUUCACCACGUCACAUGAAAAGCCAAAUGCUUCAUCAACCAAAGCCCUCAGGGUUCAUCUGCAAGCGCUUCUGGCGAACGUGACUGCCCUUACCAAAGACUGCAGUGGCUUGGUGAAUGCCAUCCUCUAUAGUGAAUGGAUUGGAAGAGAUGAAGCAUAUUAUGCUCUAUUCGUCAGAUACCUCAACAAUCUGGCCGCGGCACAGCGAGGAUAUCAGCAGAAAAUUAUGUCAGUUUUGGUGGAUUUACUUGGGCCACAGAAGACCAGACGCAUAGCCGGCUCAAAACCGGUCAGACAACGAACGAUCCAUCGAAGAGCGUUGCAGGCCAUCCAACAUAUCACUGUCAACGUCCCAUCAUCACCGGCAGCUCUUGCUGAUCGAGUCUCAUCACGGCUAGAGUUCGAUUUUCGGAAGCCGGAGGAGAGAAUGACAUACAUCCGAAACUUCAUGGAAAUGAUCAAAUAUGUUCCCGAACUCACCUCCGAGAUCCUCACCUGUGUUCUGAAGGAGCUUAUCAAGCUGGAUGUGUCCGUCCAAGUUGACCUGGACGAAGAGGAGGACGAUGCCGAGGACGACAUCCUGAAUCACAUGUCAUCAUCGCAGACAUUGGUUCCUUCACAGGACAUGCUCAAGGGCAACCUUGAGGAGGAGGAUGAUGAUGAUGAUGUGAGCACGACCGAUGAAUCCGACAUCGAGGAAGACGAAGAUGUCGAUCCAGCGACAGCUCGUCGGCAGAAAUUGAAGGACGACAUUAAACAGGUCGACAUGAUUAUGGACAUCUUGUUCCAGUAUUAUGCCAAACUCACAGCAUCGACCCUGCUUCAGGAUCGUGAUACUGCUGUUGACCAACUCAUCAACCAGUUCCACACUCAUAUCCUACCGACAUACCGUGCUCGUCACCCGCAGUUUCUGGUCUUCCACUUUGCCCAGUCAGAUCCUAUCAUCGUCGACCGCUUCGUCACCUCCUGCGUCGCCGUACUUGUCAACAAACGAGCACCUCAUCUCCUACGCCACAGUGCCGCAGCUUACUUCUCUGGCUUUGUCGGUCGUGGCGCGCACGUCUCUCCACAGGUCGUCCAGGACUGUCUGAGCAUCCUCACUGAGCAUUUGGACACUCUGCGCAAGGCGUACGAGCCAGGAUGUCGCGGACCAGACCUGAAACGAUACGGCGACUUCUACGCCGCGUUCCAGGCCAUUCUCUAUAUCUUCUGCUUCCGGUGGCGGGAUAUUGCGUCUGCCAGUUCCGACGACGACUCCGAGUUCGACGUCGAUGAGGAGGAAGUGGAGACGUAUCAUUUCUCCGAGUCCUUGCGUGAGGCUCUGCGAGCGGCGAUCUAUUCACCCCUCAACCCGCUGCGUGUGUGUACACCGGUCAUCGUCGAACAGUUCGCAAAACUUACCCACGCGCUCCAGCUCUUCUACGUCUACCCUAAGCUCGAAGAAAACAGACAUGUUCGAGUGACAAGCCAUUGGCGGGACAACAUGUCCGGCUUGGAGAUCAGCAACCCGGAUCGGGACCUGAGCUGGGUCGGAGACAAUGGCAUGCUCGAAGGUUAUUUCCCGUACGACCCGUACCACCUCCCUAUCAGCAAGCAUUGGAUCGAGGGCGACUAUGUUGAAUGGAAGGGCAUCCCUGGAGACGAAGCGGACGAGACUGAUUCCGAAGAAGACACCGGUAUGGAUUUCGACGACAUGGACAGGGCCGAGCACGGGAAUGAUGCCGAGCUCCUCGGCGACGAAUCUGACGACGAAUGA
Molecule: messenger RNA, 2022 nt
Organism: Capronia coronata CBS 617.96
Lineage: Eukaryota; Fungi; Ascomycota; Eurotiomycetes; Chaetothyriales; Herpotrichiellaceae
Exons: 1
Coding region: 1-2022 (673 amino acids)
Biological process (GO): transcription initiation at RNA polymerase I promoter
Cellular component (GO): nucleus
Molecular function (GO): RNA polymerase I core binding; RNA polymerase I general transcription initiation factor activity
Source: RefSeq, a predicted model, not a curated record